AUGGCGCAACGAGUGUAUUCGCUCUGGAUCUUUGAUCGGCACUGCCAGGUAAUUUACCACCAGGACUGGUCGCAGCUGCACGCACAAGUUGCCGGCGCGAGUGCCGCUGCAAGCGCCGCAUCGUUCACUUCGUCGCUCGGAGCAACACUGCAGCGCGCCGCUGGCGGCGCGUCGUCCGAGGCGCGCACAGAAGGCAAGCAUGGCGCGGCUGCGUUGCGUUUUCCGGGAGAAACGCUCCCGGAUGUGAGCCGACAUGUUGCGUCGCAGGAUACAGCGCCGGAGAAUAUCGAGAGUGCUGCACUCCCUUUUGACGAGGAGGCCAAGCUAUUGUAUGGCCUUGUCUAUUCCUUGCGCAAUAUGGUGCGCAAACUUGGCGGGAAGAAUGAAUCGUUUUACAGCUUCUCCACGUCAACAUAUACCCUCUCGCACCUGCAGACUCCGACGAUGUACACAUUUGUCAUGAUCACCGACCCCCCGCCAGCACGCAGCGACGCGGGCAAAGCGCUCGCGACUAACCUUGCAGGGCUCAAUCCGAUUCCAGGCACGAUGGGGAUGACACUGCGCGGUGUGAUGCACGAGCUAUGGUGCGGCCCGUGGGUCAAGUACGCGGCAAGCCACCCGAUUGUCGACUGCACAGAGCGCGAAGCCGCGGCUGGCGCGUACGCGCGGAAUUGA
This is a messenger RNA of Malassezia vespertilionis, 675 nucleotides long. RefSeq names its product Trafficking protein particle complex subunit BET5 (gene bet5). Gene Ontology annotation, cellular component: TRAPP complex. Gene Ontology annotation, biological process: endoplasmic reticulum to Golgi vesicle-mediated transport. The coding region runs from base 1 to 675 and encodes 224 amino acids. The record is from RefSeq and is a predicted model, not a curated record. Lineage: Eukaryota; Fungi; Basidiomycota; Malasseziomycetes; Malasseziales; Malasseziaceae. The transcript has 4 exons.